GGGCACGCGAAAUUUCAUAACCCCUCGCAGAUCUGCAAUGGAGGUUUUCGAGAAAGCCAAAACCGUGAGGCUAAAGAGCCACCACGACAAAUACCUCGUGGCCGAUCGCAACGAGGAAUCGGUUAUCCAGGACCGGCGCCACCGCGACUCCAAGGCCGCGAAAUGGACCGUGGAAUUCGUCGAGGGCGCGCACUUCGUGAUCCGCCUCAAGAGCUGCUUCGGCAGAUACCUAACCGCCGCCGACGAGCAGCACCUCCUCGGUGUGACUGGCAGGAGGGUUCUCCAAACGAUGCCGAAGAAAUUGGAUUCGAAGAUCGAAUGGGAGCCCGUGAGGGAAGGCAACUUGGUGAAGCUGAAAACGCGAUACGGGAACUUCCUGAGGGCAAAUGCGGGAAUUCCCCCUUGGAGAAACUCGAUCACCCACGACAUUCCUCACCGGCAUAAGGAUUGGAUUUUUUGGGAGGUUGAGGUUCUCGAAUUCCGGCAACAAGAGCCGGAAAAGGUACCGCGAUCCGCUGACGCAGACGACGAUGACUUAACCACCUUUAACCUAACCUCCUCAACCGUUUCCGCACCCUCGUCGGCGGAGGGUCGGCUAAUAUAUUACGCAGUGGGGGACGAGAAAGGAAGGGUUGAUGAUUCAGUGGAAUGGCCGAGCUUCUAUUUUAAAGGGCAUAGUCUGGAGGAGUUGAGUGAAAAGUUGGAAGAAGAAACGGGGCUUGAAGAUAUCAUUGUAUGCACGCGCAACCCUUUGAACCACAGCAUUUCCCCGCUCCGCCUAGCUCUGCCUCCCAACAAUUCCACCAUGCACCUCCUCCUUCUUCCCUCCACAUCCCAAGCGGCAAGAGAAUUUCUGCCGGAAAGUUCCUCCACGGCGGAUUGAUGGUGAUACAUACACUCAAGAGAAGAACAUUAUAUUCAUGCUUAGUUACUGCAUAUUACAUGUAGCCUUCUUGUUGGAGUUGUUUUGAACUAUACAUGAUUUGGAAUGAAAGAACCUCUGCUAAAAAUGUUUCGUGAGUGUAGACUUGACCUGAUCCAAGAGGUCAAGAAAUGGUUAAUAUACGGAAAUUUAAGAGAA
Molecule: messenger RNA, 1081 nt
Organism: Ipomoea nil (Japanese morning glory)
Lineage: Eukaryota; Viridiplantae; Streptophyta; Magnoliopsida; Solanales; Convolvulaceae
Exons: 3
Coding region: 38-883 (281 amino acids)
Source: RefSeq, a predicted model, not a curated record